AAUCACACAUUGGCUGGCUCGCGGCCGAAUAAGGCGUGUGUUCAUCAAUCUUUUACCCAGGAAACGGCAGGUAAUUGGUUCCAAAGUUCAAGGGUGACACCGCCAAGAAGCACAGUAGAAGGGCGACAAGUGACAGGAACGGGUGACACUGAAGUGUCAAGGUGAAAUCGGACGGCCACAUUGAAAGACGAGACUAACAAUGGCAGACCGCACAAGUCCUAAAGGCAGCACCGGAGACUUUGCCAAAAAAGUCCAAAAACAGCUGUCCAGAGGCAAAGAAAAGGUAAUGCAGAAGCUUGGGAAGUCAGAAGAGACCAGGGACGAUCAAUUUGAACAAUAUGUGCUACAGUUCAAUGACCAACAGUAUGAUGGCAACAGAAUGUACAAAGACCUGAGGAACUACAUAGAAGCAGUCAGAGACAUGCGAGAAGCCUCAAGACGCCUUGCGCAGUCUUUGUUCGAUGUUUACGAAAGCGACUGGGUGGGACAAGAAGACAUUGGAGCCAUAGUGGAGGGGGAGGAUCUUCUCUGGAAUGACCACGAGGUGAAGCUAUUGGACCAAGCCGUUCGGACCAUGGAGUCCUAUGUGGGUCAGUUCCCAGAUGUCAGAGAGAAAGUCUCCAAGAGGGCGAGGAAACUGGUGGACUACGACUCAUCCCGUCACCACCUGGAGGCCCUGCAGAUGGCGAAGAAACGAGAUGACAUCAAGAUCAGCAAGGCUGAAGAGGUGACGAACGGUGCCAAACGUAUCUACGAAAGAAUCAAUAAUGAGCUCAAAGAGGAGCUCCCUGUGCUGCAUGAAAGCCGCAUCGGAUGUUACGUGACGGUCUUCUCUGCUGUAUCAAGUUUACGAGACAUCUUCUACAAGGAAAUGAGAACGCUCAACAUAGAUCUGCACAAUGUGGUGAAGGAACUGCAGGCCCAGCAUCCAGACAAAGUGUUUGCAAUCAAGGGAAUUCAAAGGUAUGGCUCCUUGAGGAGACGAACCCUAAUGUCCCCCAAGGCUUGGAAGAGCAGUUUCUCAGAGUUCCACAGGAGCUACAGUCCAAAAGUUGGCCAGAGAUUUAGCUUCAGGUCCCCGGACAAACCUCGCCACAGCACUCUGUCCAGAGAGAGCAGCGCCGUCGCAGUCUCACCGCUGUCACCUCCUCCGGAGAGCACCACUGAGUCGAGGGGGUCGAGCCGCAUUGAGAUCCAUGACCCUUGCGUGCAAGAGGAUUCUGAGAAGAAGCCCGAGUCAGUAAAAGAAAACACAAAUCUGGAUGAUGAGGAGGAGGGUUUGAAGACAGAAGAGUCUGAAGCGAAGAGUUCCGCACAAGUGGAUAAGAAGCAAGAAGACGCUUCGCCGAGCGAGAGCAGCGGUGAGCUGAAUAACUCGUGCGACUCUGACAGUUUGGAGCUCCAGCUGACCGGAGGAGACGACGGUACACUGCAUGUUGACGACGUAGAGAACAGCCACGACGCUCCGAAGGCCAACGGACUAGAGAAUGGGGACGUUCCGUCAUUGAACACUGAGGAAGUGGACAAGGUGACUUCUGCAAACUCCAAGAGUACGGAUGUCUAACAAAUCCACUCUCUGUGCCUCAAGCUCAAGGGGAUGGAAGACGGAAGCCAGCAGCUGCAGAGGAGGGAGGAACAAGACUGCAUGCAUCUGUUGUUGUCCAACACCUUCCCACAUUCUCAGCAUAUUUUUAUUUUUAUUUUUAGUCCACUUUUAUAUACAAAGCGCAUAAACACAAUCAGGGCGUGUAAUAUUUUAGUACAAAGGCAUUUGUUAAUGCAUAAUUCCACACAUACUUAACUGAUGCUGUAAGUAGUUUAUUGUGAAAUGAACUCUGCCAAUUUUCAUUUAUGGCCAUAGGGAUGAGCAUAAUCAUCGCUGAAUUGUAUAAUUAAAAUGAGGCAUGAAUUGAGGCAAAAUGGAAUGUCCUAUGGCUGUAGCAUGAGCGGUCAGCAUGUCUGCCUCACAGUUGGGGUGCCAUCGGUUCAAAUUUCAUCUCUGGGCAUCUGUGUGCGUUUGCACGUUCACUCCGUGCUUGUGUAGGCAUUCUCCAAGUUCCUAAGCUUCCUCCCAAAUAUGAACAAUUAGUUAUCAAUUAGUCAUAAUUAUUUAUUAAGUUGAAUGCCUACCUCUGUAAUAAUUAUCUUAACAAUGCAUCAUCUACUUUCUCUUUGUCGUAACCCACAUUAGAUUAGAUUGAAAUAAUUUAUUGUGGCCAAAAAGCAAUUCACGUACUGUCAAAAUAGCUCUGAUUGCGUAAUAAAUCAGCAUUAAACACGU
This is a messenger RNA of Hippocampus zosterae (dwarf seahorse), 2281 nucleotides long. RefSeq names its product bridging integrator 2a (gene bin2a). The coding region runs from base 200 to 1564 and encodes 454 amino acids. The transcript has 13 exons. Gene Ontology annotation, molecular function: protein binding; phospholipid binding. Lineage: Eukaryota; Metazoa; Chordata; Actinopteri; Syngnathiformes; Syngnathidae. The record is from RefSeq and is a predicted model, not a curated record. Gene Ontology annotation, biological process: phagocytosis, engulfment; podosome assembly; plasma membrane tubulation. Gene Ontology annotation, cellular component: phagocytic cup; plasma membrane; podosome.